This is a messenger RNA of Engraulis encrasicolus (European anchovy), 381 nucleotides long. RefSeq names its product gonadotropin subunit beta-1-like. Bases 1 to 381 code for a protein of 126 amino acids. Gene Ontology annotation, molecular function: hormone activity. The transcript has 2 exons. The record is from RefSeq and is a predicted model, not a curated record. Gene Ontology annotation, cellular component: extracellular region. Lineage: Eukaryota; Metazoa; Chordata; Actinopteri; Clupeiformes; Engraulidae.
AUGAGGAUGCAGCAGGUGGUUGCUAUGGUGUUGCUAUGGAGCCUGGCGAGGAUGGUUGCCCCCGAGUGCCACAGAUGUGACCUGGUCAACUUCACCGUUCCCAUGGCGCUGGAGGGACUGCCCUGCACACUGGAGACACAGGGCUGCGCUGGCUUGUGCCACAACACGUUCCAGGACGGACAGUAUAAGUUGCAGCGUGUGUCCUGUGUGGGGGGUCUAGUGAGGUGGGUGUCCAUGCCCAAGGCCCUGGGAUGCAGCUGUACCCAAUGCAACUCCUGGACCACCGACUGUCACAACACCAGGCAGCCCCACAGCAAGGUGACCAGCGCCCCCUCCUGGGAGGAAUGCGACUCGCCGCUUAUGCUGCAGCACGACCUUUGA